CUGCGCAAUGACAACACAACAGGAACAACAACGUGCCGAAGAACGAGUGUCUCACAUAGAGGGAUAUAUAUUAACGCGUCCGUGUUUUGUUUGCCCAUUUGUUUGUUUGUUUUACCAUAUAUAUUCCACCCCAAACAAGUAAAGAAUGCCUUUCCUCGGACAGGACUGGAGGUCGCCCGGACAAUGUUGGGUUAAAACCGAGGAUGGAUGGAAAAAGACAGUGGACGACAAAAACAUCAUCUCCGUGGAGAGCUUCUGCGAAACCGAGCAGGAGUGUUUCAACAAGGAGAACUUGCUGCUUUCUCUUGGCUAUGACAUGGCUGCCAAGAAGAGGAAAAAAGACAUCAUGAACAACAACACCAAGGCCCCAUAUUUCCACAGGGAAAAGUGGAUUUAUGUUCAUAAAGGAAGCACCAAGGAGCGCCACGGAUAUUGCACCCUGGGGGAAGCCUUCAACCGCUUGGAUUUCUGCAGCGCCAUCAAGGACACAAGGAGGUUCAAUUAUGUCGUCAGACUGCUGGAGCUUAUCGCCAAGUCACAGCUCCCCUCACUCAGCGGCGUGGCUCAGAAGAACUACAUGAAUAUUUUGGAGAGAGUGGUGCAGAAAGUGCUCGAUGACCAGCAGAACGUGCGUCCCAUUAAGGAGCUGCUCCAAAUGCUCUAUCGCUCCCUGUGCAGCCUGGUUCAGGACAUGGGCAAGUCAGUGCUUGUGGGGAACAUCAACAUGUGGGUGCACCGCAUGGACAACAUCCUGCAGUGGCAGCAGCAGCUAAACAACAUUGAGAUCAACAGGCCAACAUCAACGGGCAUGACGCUAAUGGAGCUGCCCGCCAGCCUGCAGCUGAAUAUCAUGCAGCGACUGUCAGAUGGCAGGGACUUGGUCUGCCUGGGCCAAGUCUGUCCAGAAUUGGGGGGCCUUGCUGAGGAUCGCCUACUCUGGAAAAGACUCUGCCACUACCACUUCACAGACAGACAGAUCCGAAAGCGCCUGAUGGUGUCAGACAAAGGUCACCUGGAAUGGAAGAAGAUGUACUUCAAGCUCAGCCGCUGUUAUCCGCGGCGAGAGCAGUACAGCGACACUCUGCACUUCUGCUCACACUGUCACAUCCUUUUCUGGAAGGACACAAAUCAUCCCUGCACUGCCAACAACCCAGAAAGCUGCACCAUGGCCCUGUCCCCUCAAGACUUCAUCAACCUUUUUAAAUUCUGAUGCCAGCCACACUCCGUGAAAUAUAUUGAAACAAAGUGUACAUACUGUAUGUAAACAUGUGUUUUAUUUCAUCUAGUCUGGCAUGUAUAUAUUCAGAUGAUGUGACUCGAUGGCAGUCAGGCAGUGGGACAAAUAUGCAAUUUGAGAUUUAGGUUUCUUUACUGUUUAAAGGUAAGAGGCCGUCGCUUUGAAGUGAGUGAAAGAGAGUUACGUAAUGUUGAACAAUAAUCCUUGUGCAGGAAGUGGGAGCAGUCGAAGUGAGGAAAUGCAAAAGUAUGAAUUUGUUGGUUGUAGUUUAUUUCAACAGGCUGUGAAUUUGUCGUGGCGAGUACCCUGCGUUGUGGUCGCAGCAAUCCUGGCUCAAAUCCUGGUCAUGGCAUGUGCCAAGACCAUACUUGACAUCUUGCCGUACGAUUGGCUGGCAACCGGUUCAGGGUGUCCCUCGCCUCCUGCCCAAAGACAGCUGGGAUAGGCACCCCCGCGACCCUUGU
Molecule: messenger RNA, 1701 nt
Organism: Hippocampus comes (tiger tail seahorse)
Lineage: Eukaryota; Metazoa; Chordata; Actinopteri; Syngnathiformes; Syngnathidae
Gene: fbxo32
Product: F-box protein 32
Exons: 9
Coding region: 146-1210 (354 amino acids)
Biological process (GO): protein ubiquitination
Cellular component (GO): nucleus; cytoplasm; SCF ubiquitin ligase complex
Molecular function (GO): protein binding
Source: RefSeq, a predicted model, not a curated record